Asparagus officinalis (garden asparagus) is the source of this 4192-nucleotide messenger RNA. RefSeq names its product structural maintenance of chromosomes protein 3. Gene Ontology annotation, cellular component: chromosome. Gene Ontology annotation, molecular function: protein binding; ATP hydrolysis activity; double-stranded DNA binding. The transcript has 30 exons. The record is from RefSeq and is a predicted model, not a curated record. Gene Ontology annotation, biological process: mitotic sister chromatid cohesion. Lineage: Eukaryota; Viridiplantae; Streptophyta; Magnoliopsida; Asparagales; Asparagaceae. Bases 262 to 3876 code for a protein of 1204 amino acids.
CUUUGCCCUCUCGGUCUUCGCAUUUUCUCCUUCCCUGUUCUCUCUCCCUUCCCCCCCGCUCUUCGUCGCUGACCUUUUUCAUUUCCCGCGCUUUUUCCCGCCGAAAUCGAGCCCAGAUCUCACUGACGGGAGCUUCCUAGGGUUUGCUCCACCUACCUCUUCUCACGAUAUCUGAUCAAAAAUCAGGAGGUUCGAUCUUUCGUACUGGAGAUCGAAAGACCCCUCGAUUUCAGGUAUUUAAUGGUGUAGUCAUCUUCCAAGAUGCACAUAAAGAGGGUUAUCAUUGAAGGAUUUAAGAGUUACAAGGAACAAGUUGCUACAGAUCCCUUUAGUCCCAAAGUUAAUUGUGUUGUUGGUGCCAAUGGAUCUGGGAAGACAAACUUUUUCCAUGCCAUACGUUUUGUCCUCAGCGACCUCUUUCACAACUUGCGCAAUGAAGAUAGACAGGCCCUUCUCCAUGAAGGUGCUGGACAUCAAGUUGUUUCAGCUUUUGUGGAGAUAGUGUUCGACAAUUCUGACAAUCGUAUCCCAGUUGAUAAGGAUGAGGUGCGGCUACGUCGGACAAUUGGUCUGAAAAAGGAUGAAUAUUUUUUGGAUGCGAAGCAUGUCACCAAAACAGAAGUUAUGAACUUGCUGGAAAGUGCUGGUUUCUCUCGGUCCAAUCCUUACUAUGUUGUUCAGCAAGGGAAGAUAGCAUCUCUGACCUUAAUGAAAGAUUCUGAACGUCUUGAUCUGCUGAAGGAGAUUGGUGGGACACGUGUUUAUGAGGAGAGACGGCGUGAGAGCUUGAAGAUAAUGCAAGAAACUGAAAACAAGAGAAAGCAAAUUGAUCAGGUUGUUCAGUAUUUGGAAGAGAGGUUAAGGGAACUGGAUGAAGAAAAAGAAGAAUUACGGAAAUACCAGCAGCUUGACAAACAACGCCGAUCACUAGAAUAUACCAUUUUUGACAAAGAACUCCGUGAUUCAAGACAGAAGAUAGAGGAGAUUGAAGAGGGCAGGAAAAAGGUCUCUGAGAAGUCAACCAGUAUGCAUAAUCAAAUUUUAGAUGCCCAUGAAAAUUUUAAGCUACUGGAAAAGGAAUUUAAAGUAUUGACAAAAAGUAUUCAAGGUUUACAUAAGGACAAAGAUCAGGUAGAAAAGAAACGAAAUGAAGCUCUAAAAAUGCGUGCACAGAUUGAGCUUGAUUUAAAGGACUUAGAAGAGAGGAUUUCUGGGGACGCCAGGGCUAAGGAAGAAGCUGUAAAGCACUUGGCGAUCCUAAAAAAAGAAAUUCAGGAAUCCAGAAAUGAACUGAAUGCAAUUAGGCCUUUGCACCAGAAAAAAGUGAUCGAGGAGGAGGAAAUUAGCAAAAGUAUAAUGGAUCGAGAAAAGCAGCUGAGUAUUUUGUACCAAAAGCAAGGGCGUGCUACUCAGUUUGCUAAUAAAGCUGCUCGAGAUGAAUGGCUUCAAAGGGAAAUUGAUGACCUUCAACGUAUCUUGUCAGCACAGUUGACACAGGAAAAGAAGCUCCAAGUUGAAAUCCAACAGCUUAAAGAUGAAGAAAGUAACAUGGAUGCAUUCAUAAAAGAGCGAAAAGUUGAAUCAGAGAGGCAAGAAGCACUUAUAUCCAAGGGGCAAGACGAUUUUAGUAGUUUAAGAAGACAAAGAGAUAAACUGCAAGACGAGCGAAAGUCACUGUGGAAGAAAGAAGGGGACCUCUCUGCUGAAAUUGAUAGGUUAAGAUCAGAUCUUGUAAAGGCACAAAAGAGUUUAGACCAUGCUACACCUGGUGAUACCCGGAGAGGACUGAAUUCUGUCAACAGGAUUAUCAAAGACCGCAAUAUGACAGGAGUUUUUGGUCCUAUUCUGGAAUUAAUUGAUUGUGAUGAGAAGUUUUUCACUGCAGUUGAAGUAACUGCUGGAAACAGCCUAUUUCAUGUGGUGGUCGAAACAGAUGAGAUAUCAACCAUCAUAAUCAAACAACUUACUACUGAGAAAGGUGGACGUGUCACAUUUAUACCUCUGAACAGGGUCAAAGCCCCACAUAUAAACUAUCCUCACAAUCCAGAUGUUGUGCCUCUUCUUAAGAAAUUGAACUUCCGCUCUGAGUAUGGUCCUGCUUUUCAACAGGUAUUUGGAAGAACAGUGAUAUGUCGGGACUUGGAUGUAGCUACAAAUGUUGCUCGAUCAAAUAGUCUCGAUUGUAUCACCUUGGAUGGCGACCAAGUUAGCAAGAAAGGUGGUAUGACAGGGGGAUUUUAUGAUUUCCGACGCUCCAAGCUUAAAUUUGUGAACGUAAUUAGGCAGUGUAAAAUGUCUAUACACUCGAAAACAGCUGAGCUGGAUGAUAUUGGAAACAGACUCAAAGAGAUAGACCAGCAAAUUACGAGAUUAGUUAGUGAACAGCAGAAAAUGGAUGGUCAACGUGGACAUGCCAAGUCAGAGAUUGAGCAAUUUAAACAUGAUAUCGCUAAUGCUACUAAACAAAAGGCAUCGAUUUUUAAAGCCCUAGAAAAAAAGGAAAAAUUGCUGGCAAAUGCCCACAACCAGAUAGAUCAGAUUCGAGCUGGAAUUGCAAUGAAGCAAGCGGAAAUGGGAACAGAUCUUAUUGAUCAACUCACGCUACAGGAGAAAGAUCUCCUUUCAAGACUCAAUCCUGAGAUAACCGAGUUGAAAGAAAAAUUUCUUGCUUGCAAAACAAAUAGAAUAGAGAUUGAAACUAGAAAAGAAGAGUUGGAGACUAAUCUAUCGACAAACCUUGUUAAACGACAACAAGAGUUGGAAAUUAUAAUUUCAUCUGCUAAUUCUGACAACUCGUCGCUGGAAGCUGAUAUGAAAAAGCAGGAACUGAAUGAAGCUAAAGCAACCGUCAAUGAAUUGACUCAGCAACUCAAAGGAGUUCUGGAAAACAUAGAUAACCUCACAAAGGAAACUAGAAAGAUCAAAGCUUCCAAAGAAAAGUUAAAGACACUUGAAGAGGACUAUGAACGUACACUCCAAGAUGAAGCAAAAGAUCUAGAACAACUGUUGAACAAAAGGAACAUUCUUCUUUCUAAACAAGAGGAUUGCAUGAAAAAAAUCCGGGAUUUGGGUUCACUGCCAUCUGAUGCUUUUGACACGUAUAAGAGGAAAGGCAUGAAAGAAUUACAAAAGAUGCUGCAUAAGUGCAAUGAGCAGCUACAGCAAUUUAGCCAUGUCAACAAAAAGGCUCUUGAUCAGUAUAUGAACUUCACGGAGCAACGAGAACAAUUGCAGAAAAGACGAGCUGAACUUGAUGCUGGGGAUCAGAAAAUUAAAGAACUCAUUUCAGUUCUGGACCAGCGAAAAGAUGAGUCCAUUGAGCGCACAUUUAAAGGUGUUGCAAGGCAUUUCCGGGAAGUAUUUUCGGAGCUUGUGCAAGGUGGCCAUGGUUACUUGGUUAUGAUGAAAAAAAAGGAUGGUGAUCGUGGUGAUGAUGAUCUUGAUGAGGAUGGGCCUCGUGAUCCAGAUCCAGAGGGAAGAGUUGAAAAAUACAUUGGGGUUAAAGUGAAGGUUUCUUUUACUGGCCAAGGUGAAACCCAAUCAAUGAAACAGCUAUCUGGUGGCCAGAAAACUGUAGUAGCAUUGACACUAAUAUUUGCCAUACAACGAUGUGAUCCUGCUCCAUUUUAUCUGUUUGAUGAGAUUGAUGCCGCGCUAGAUCCUCAAUACAGGACUGCUGUUGGAAAUAUGAUACGCCGUCUCGCUGACAUGGCAAACACUCAGUUUAUAACCACGACUUUUCGUCCAGAGCUGGUGAAAGUUGCAGACAAGAUAUAUGGAGUAACACACAAGAACAGAGUCAGCCAUGUCAAUGUGGUCUCAAAAGAGCAGGCUCUUGAUUUUAUCGAGCACGACCAGACACACAACGCUGAAUAAUGUCCUUACUCUGCUUGUAAAAUUUUAAGAUUUUUUACACUGAAGCAAGCAUGUUGGGUGAUGCACCGGAUGCGAGACUACUGCUUGCAUAGUUCUAGCGCUUGAGCAAGAAUGUGUAUAUUGGUGUUGAUUCUGGUACCAACUUCCUGCGGUAUUGUUAUAAAAGAAGUUCGUAUGUUAACAGUAGUGUUAUCGGUUAUGCGGGGUUCUUAUAUCCAGCCCUCUUAGUACUUUUAUUUAGUUCGGCAAUAUUUAAAGUUUGGUAUGCAUGUUCUGCUAGUGAUUUCUUCAUAAAAAUUUGACGUAAAGCUCUUUA